CUCCAGCCCCUUCCGCCGCCCCUCCUCUAGCCUUCCUCGCCCUCUCUUCCCGGUCCGGCCCCUCAGGCCGCCCGCCCGCUGGGCCUUUCACCUUCUGGCGAAGCCAGGGAGUAGCGGUCGCGGCGAGGUCUGGGGCGCAGCGCGCUCCCGCCAGCCCGGCCUCGCCUGGCAGGCCCCGGGGCCGGACUCCCCGCCUGCCCGGAUUUAGGGCGAGUCCUUCCCGGGACUCUGCAGCGGCCCGGGACGGGGAGCGCGGGCUGGGGCCUCGCCUCUCCGAGGGAUGCAGGGGAUGGAGGCGGCAGUGAAGCCUGCGCGCCGAGCUCAAGCAUUCAAGUCAGGGAGCAGAACAACCAAAACCAUGCAAGUGACUCCAGCUGUGGCCAGAAAUGGUCCAGAGCCGCUGGACAGAGAACCUUUCCCAGGACCCACGUUCUGCCUCCAGGGAGACCGGACGCCUAGCCUGGUAGCUCCCAAGCCUCCCAGGACAUGGAAGCUGCAGCUCCAAGGUCCUUCUGUGCUCGAGUCCAAGGUGAAGGCCUUGAAGGAGAAAAUGACAGCAAGGAAACAGAGGGCAAAUCCCUGCCCCACUUCCUAUGAGCGUCCAUCGCCCCCCAAAUCCAAGUGCUGCCAAGUCAAGCCCGAAGCUGUUUGGAGCCUACUUGAGGGCUCUCCUCUACCAGAUACCCUGGUGGUUCCCCAUGCUCAGAACCAGACUGAUGGGCAGCUAGACAGCAGUGUUAAUGAGAAGAAGCCUGCCAGGAAUGGUGGAUCCAGGCCAUCUACCCCUGGCCUCGGGAGCUGCAAUGGACAAAGCCUGUGGUCUCCAGAAGCAGCGUGGCUGCUGGCUGAUCAUGGGGAUGGCCCAGCACCAGGAUCUGGCUCUUUACAAGAGAGCCCCAACAACCAGGUUUCUGUGGGUCAGCCAGAGGGGCCUGGUCCCUGUAAAACCACCCACCUGAGCAGCCUGAAGAAGAGAAGACCCUACCUACUUGGAGACGGUGUGGUGACAGAGGGAGAUCUAGACAACAGAACCCUAACAACCUCCAAGGAGGACUUAGUCCCCAGAACAGACCUGCCAGACAUGUUCGGGAGAGCUGGUGGCCUGGAGGCGCUGGGCACCGGGACAAACGCUUUGUCCCUGUCUGAACAGGUGGAAAGGAACCGCCUCCUGCUACAGGAGAUGCUGAAAGUUUCCAGACAGGGUUCUUCCUCGGUGGGAAGCCCAGACCGGACUCCAUCCUGGGACAGGGCUGCAUCAGAGAGACCAGCGGGAGACGUGGACUGGGACUCGGGCACCCCUCUGCAGGACUCAGGUCAGAGAAGGAUCUGCGUUCCCAAGCUGGAGCCUGUUCUGAGUGCCAGGGAUGAGGGAACCAAGCAUCUGACUCAGCAUGCUCGCAUGAAGGCCAGGACCCAACCACUCCGAGCCAGCCAUGAUAUUGUGCCCACCAUUGCUCAGGGCAGCCGCAAUGGCCAAAGCAGUCCAGCCCUGGAUGUCAGGAGCACCUCUGCCUCCAGAGAGUUCAUAAUUAAUGGGAACCUGAGUGACUCCUCCAGUGUGGAGUCUGGCAAUGGGCAGUGGCCCAGGCAGGGAAUGCCACCGUCUCACGUCCGAUUUGAAGAUGAGUCUGCUCACGAGGCUGAGUUCCGGUACCUGGAACGGCGCCAGCAGCGCCAGCGUCAGGUGUUAAGCACAGUGCUACCAGCUGUGGGCCAAGGACCUCUGCGCUCCAAGCCUGAUUUAACCAACUACAUUAACCAUAACAUGGGGAACGGUGCAUUCCACAGGCCUGUGGACUCCCUGGACCACAGUGAUUUCCCUGCACCACCAUCGACAUGGAACAGUGAGAGGACAUGCCCAGCCUGUGGCAGCUAUCUUGAGGAACGUUGCCCUGCUGAGGGGAGAGCAGCGCCUGACCUGAGGGUCCUCCAGGGUCUCCAGGCAACCUGUGAGCAGGCAUUGCUGCUGAGACCCUGUAAUUCCCAUGACUUGAGCUCCCCAUUCCCAGGGUUCCAUGCAGAAUGGAUCCGGGAAACACACAUCACAGACACUGUUGCCACGCACCCUGAGGAGGGGGACUCUGCCCUCAACAGCGCCAUCAAUUUAGAUAGUCGGACUGACAUUAAGGAUGCCAGGACCUCUCAGCCCAGUGGGGCAGGUGGGCAGAUCCAAGGCAGCAGCCCCCUGCAGUGGCAGUGUGACUCUAGGCCUCAGGAAGGCCCCAGGUGGCCCAGAACUGAGGUGGAGCUGCCCUGGGACCUUCAGGCCUGGCCUCACCUACACGAGGUUGGUAAUGUGGUUGUAGGAGGGGAGAUGAAAGGAGCCACAGGACACAUACCCCAGGGGCCUUUGCUUAUAAAGGAAGACGCUGAGCCCAGACCUGCCUCAGAACCCAAGAGGUCUUGGUCCCAGGGGCAUCUUGGGCUACAGUUAGGAAAUCACGGGGCCCACCCCGAGGAUUCCUGGACUACAUGCAGGACAGCUUAUGCUGUGUCGUCUUCUGAGAAGCUUGGGUCCUCAGGGUCAGGUCAGCCAGACCAAGUGACUGAAAGCCAGGAGUCUCUGGAAACUGCCUGCACUCCUCUCCAAGGAAGCCCUGAGGAGCCCUCUGCACCUCGCCCAGCCCUGCAGCCAACUUUGCCCUUCUCCCUCGAAGGCUGGGCACCAACCCUUCCCUCUUCAAAGAAGUCCUGCCCGAUGCCUCUGAGGAAGUCACCCUGUACUGGGCAUCACAGGCAGGAACACCAGGUUGAGCAUGUGGACAUCCCCCUGCCUCUGUCCCCUCCAAGAAUCUCAGUUCACACCUUGCCCCAGACCCAACCCAACAGGCCCCGUGUCAAGCAUCCGCUGCUGGACCUGUCCGCCAGCACCAACGGCAGUGUCCCUCUGCGGCUGCAGGAGCCCCGUGGAGCAGCUGUCCCCAAGAGUAGAGCUGACAGGGAGUACUGCUGCCAGGAGCCUGGACUGCCCCUGGAGAGUGACAGAGAUGGGGGAUGCGGUGCUGUUACAGGAACACUCCAGGACUCUCCCCAGUCAGCAGAUGUCGCCACUGUCAGUUCUACAGUCGUCACCCUUUCCCUCACCCCAGAGGAGCCUGAGUGCCGCCUGGAGCCGCACAGGACAGAAUCCAGCUCUGGAGACCACAUGCCCACUGGAGCAUCACCUGAGACCAGUGCAGGGCAUGUGCCACCCUCCGCCACCCAUUCUGAUGGGAGUAAGAAAAGGAGGAGUAGUGUCUCCUCCACCCUGGGGCUCAAAAAACUCUUCUCAGCCCUGGGUCACACCCCCCGAGCCAGACUGGGCACAUCCCGGAGCUACAGUGUGGAACAGCUGCAGCCCUCAGCACUAGCUCCCCAGACCAGUACCUCCAAAAUGAAGAGAGCCCCGUCAUUGCAAAUCCUGCAUCUGGAUACAGUGCUGUGAGAGGAUCUGUCGCCUGUCUGCUUUGAUGUCUCAUCACUUCCAGAACGCUCUUGGCCUCUGCUGGAUAGACCCUUCCAACCGUCAUGGUCUGAAGGGAUCCUUCCCUGAAUGUGUCUCCCCCGCUGACUCCUGCUAUUUCCUCAGUGCUCCAGGCGUGUUUUUAGAAGACAUCACUGUCCUCAGACCGAGGGGCCUUCUGCUCUGUUUGUCCUCUCACCAGGGCUCACUCCUCCAUGUCUCCGCUCACUGGAGUACGGUAUCUGCACUCCCAAUACCCAUCUUAGUCAUUAGUCUAGUGUACCCAGUUCACGCUGAGUGAGCACCAGGCGCUGGCUAAACGUCUCCCUCUCCGUGUGCUUAGCAAAUCACCCCAGCACACGAGCCUCGACCAGGAAUCCUGCUCUGUACUAGGAGCAUGUUGGUAUUCUGUGGAUUCUGUCCUCUGCCUCCUCUGUGCAGAGAAGGUGGUGGUCUACAGAGCAAGUUCCAGGAAAUCCUGUCUUGAAAAAUACAAACAAACAAAACUAAACAAAAAAACAAAUAAGGGGGGCUGGAGAGAUGGCUCAGAGGUUAAGAGCAUUGCUUGCUCUUCCAAAGGUCCUGAGUUCAAUUCCCAGCAACCACAUGGUGGCUCACAACCAUCUGUAAUGGGGUCUGGUGCCCUCUUCGGCCUGCAGGCACACACACACAGACAGAAUGUUGUAUACAUAAUAAAUAAAUAAAUUAAAAAAAAACAAAUAAGGUAGAGAGCACUGGAGCCUUUCCUUGCAGAGGCCUCGGAAGGAGGAGAAUGCAGGGCAAGUGACUACUGUCAUGGGCUCAGCACAGUAUCUAGGGGAGAAGAUCCACGUGCAGCAUCUGCUAUCUGCAUGAGUAGAGAUGGGGAGGAGAAGCAGAGGGUGAGCUGGGAAGGAAGACACCAUCUCAAGUUAAACAUCUCUGGCGUUGAACUGUGAGCCGUGGCACUUGGGUUUAUUGCCAUUGGAGUUUCUGUCUCCAGAAACCCUCAAGGAAAAUGACAGUGGACUAGUGUCUCAAAGGUCUCGCUGCGGUGUAAGCUGAGUGACUGAAAGCAGAGAGCCACCUGGCUAAGGAUGGGGCAUGCAGGAAGGAAGGUACAGAAUUCCAGAACUGAACAAAAAGCAGCAUUCCGGUCUCCCCCAGGAGAGCAGAUGCCUGAGUAUCCGUCCUCCCCUCCGCGACCAAACACACCAGCACAUACUGUGCCCUCUCUCAUAUCCCGUACCCUCUCUCAUGUCCCUGUGCCCUCUCUCAUGUCCCUGUGCCCUCUCUCAUGUCCCUGUGCCCUCUCUCAUGUUCCCAUGCCUUCUCUCAUGCUAUCUUUUUUGGGGGUGGAUCUUGGGCACCUGUGCCCCUCUUUUUAGCUGGAGAGCUCUUGUCACAGCCUCACUCAAGUGCCAGCUCCUCGUCUGUACCCAUACCUUCUGAACCAAAACAUCUCUGCUUAAGGAACUUGUUAUAAGCUCCUGGAGCUAUCAGUUAACUAGACUCAUCCUCACUCCCAACUGGAAGCGUUCUGCUCUAAGGUGUGUCAUGUCGAGUACACCACCAGUGAGCCACACCCCAGCCCCUCCCCUAAGGAAGUGUCCCUAAGGGACUUAGGAUCCUGUUCCUCCUGCCACAGCCUCUGAGUACUGGGGAGAUUUCCACAGUGAGCUAAGUGCUGAGUUGUUACUGCUUUGAUGUGUAGCUCCAUCUCUCGGAGCAGGUUCUACUGACUUUUGCUAGGUGUCUGGACGUGCAGACCAAGGCUUGUAUCUUUGUGUGCCGUCAGGUUCAUGGUUCCGGCAAAUCCUAUGUUGCGGACCCCUUUCCAGGCUGCUUUUCUCACCUGCAAUAUUGGGCCUUUCCCACUAGGUGUCACCCUCUCAUCAGCAUCGGAAAGCAGUUUCCUUCCAGAACCUCCAUUCUCUGCUAGGGGGCAAGGGAGAUCGGUCCAGCCUCUACCGGGUAGAGGGGUCAGGGGACCCCAGUACACCGAGCAGGUAAG
Messenger RNA from Alexandromys fortis (reed vole), 5435 nucleotides. RefSeq names its product KIAA1614 ortholog. Gene Ontology annotation, molecular function: protein binding. The transcript has 8 exons. The coding region runs from base 281 to 3424 and encodes 1047 amino acids. Lineage: Eukaryota; Metazoa; Chordata; Mammalia; Rodentia; Cricetidae. The record is from RefSeq and is a predicted model, not a curated record. Gene Ontology annotation, biological process: centrosome cycle; regulation of cellular localization; establishment or maintenance of cell polarity. Gene Ontology annotation, cellular component: cell cortex; nucleus; apical plasma membrane.